Solanum stenotomum is the source of this 297-nucleotide messenger RNA. Its product is annotated as pyruvate kinase 1, cytosolic-like. Gene Ontology annotation, biological process: glycolytic process. Gene Ontology annotation, cellular component: cytoplasm. The record is from RefSeq and is a predicted model, not a curated record. The transcript has 4 exons. NCBI's taxonomy places the organism in Eukaryota, Viridiplantae, Streptophyta, Magnoliopsida, Solanales, Solanaceae. Gene Ontology annotation, molecular function: pyruvate kinase activity; potassium ion binding; magnesium ion binding. Bases 1 to 297 code for a protein of 98 amino acids.
AUGUGCCCUUUUUGGCCUUGUCUCCAAGAUGCUUCAUAUCAUUUUUCUUUCAUCCCAGGUAGUGAUCCAAUUCUUCUAGGUGCAGAGACCCUGAGAGGCCUAUAUCCUAUUGAGACUAUUUCCACUGUUGGUAAAAUUUGUGCAGAGGCAGAAAAGGUUUAUAAUCAAGAUGUCUAUUUUAAGAGUGCUGUUAAGUGCGUGGGAGAACCAAUGACUCACUUGGAAUCUAUUGCUUCCUCUGCGGUACGUGCUGCCAUUAAGGUCAAGGCAUCUGUUAUUAUCUGUGGUGUUUGCUAG